Messenger RNA from Fukomys damarensis (Damara mole-rat), 1617 nucleotides. RefSeq names its product nanos C2HC-type zinc finger 3 (gene Nanos3). The transcript has 2 exons. Gene Ontology annotation, molecular function: mRNA binding; zinc ion binding. Gene Ontology annotation, biological process: negative regulation of translation; oogenesis. The record is from RefSeq and is a predicted model, not a curated record. Bases 859 to 1428 code for a protein of 189 amino acids. Gene Ontology annotation, cellular component: perinuclear region of cytoplasm. Lineage: Eukaryota; Metazoa; Chordata; Mammalia; Rodentia; Bathyergidae.
CAGCAUGACUUCUUCCCUCAGCUGCGUUGAUCCGGGUGCCUGGAGGUCUGUGGGUGUCACUCCUGGAAACACCCCACCUUCUGAGACCGUCCCCCCCUGAGGUCUCCUUUGAUUGGAAAGGAUCAAAGAUCUGCAGGUGGUAGGGGUCCCCCAAGAGAGGAACCUGUGGAAUUACACCCCAGCUACCCCACUCCUGCCCCAGGGAUUUCCAUCUCACCCCCCUCCUCCCUGGAUCCCCAGCCCUGGUCUUGGGCCACCUCUGACAGCCUUGCCUUUAUAAAUCCUCCCACCCCAUCCCCAGCUUGGUGGGUUUAUGCGGAGACAAUGAGGUGUGAACGCUCCAAAAGAGAGGUCAGCCCCGUCCCCACUCAGGGUCAGGGACGCGUCCUUCCUUCCAGAGACAGCCAGGUAGCUGCAUGGCCUCACCCCAAGAGCCCAGGGGAAGAAAGAAAUUACUAAGUUGCUGGUAACCUCAGCUGUCUUUAGGGCAGAGUUCUCAGCCAUCACCAGGCCCAUCACCCCAGGGGAGGCUGGAGGGGAGGCCUCCCAAGAGUAGCAGCCCCCCCAAUGACCUGGCUGGUGUGAGUGGGCUGUGAGUGCCCCCUGCAGCCAUCCUGUCUCCCUGACCCCCUUAGGACUCCCUGUGGCCCUGGCACAGCCCCCUGCAACUUUAGGAGCCGCCCCCAGCCCUUCCUCCCCUCCCAGCCCUCUCCUAGGUAAAAGGAGAGAAGCAGCCCAGACUCUGAGGCCCCAAGGCUUGGUAGAAGAGGAGGGAGGGUGGAGGUCAGGGCUGAGCAAGGAGCCUGGGCCAGGCAGGCUUUUUGCCCUCGGCCCUUGCUUAGCCCUUGUGCACCAGCUAUGGGCACUUUUGACCUGUGGACAGACUACCUGGGGCUGGCACACCUCAUCGGGGCUCUCCGUGGGGAAGAGGAGCCUGAGGCCAGGGUGGACCCCCACCCUGAGCUUCCGGUGACCACAGCUCCAGAACCAGAGGGCCCCAAACUGGGCCCAGAACCCCCAGCCGCCCCUGAGCGCCUGUGCUCCUUCUGCAAGCACAACGGCGAAUCACGGGCCAUCUACCAGUCCCACAUGCUGAAGGAUGAGGCAGGCAGGGUGCUGUGCCCCAUCCUGCGUGACUACGUGUGUCCCCAGUGUGGGGCCACCCGGGAACGCGCCCACACCCGCCGCUUCUGUCCGCUCACCGGCCAGGGCUACACCUCUGUCUACAGCUAUACCACUCGCAACUCAGCUGGCAAGAGGGUGUCCCGGCCUGACAAGGCGAGGAUGCAGGACACCGGCCACCACUGCCGAGUAGGAGGUGGUGGAGGAGGAGGAGGAGCAGCAGCAGCAGCAACAGCAGGUUCCAAAGUUGCCGGGAAGGUGGCUGCACCUUCGCUGACCGCCUGCUGUCCCACCACAUCCGCCUAGGAUUCUGGCACAGGAAAAGAACGCUGCCUCCAUCACACGGACCCCGGCUCGGCAGGGGCGGGGCUUCGGGAGGUCCGCCCCCGAGGGCCCCCAGGACUCACCUCUGACCCCGCCCUGCGCAGCACCCCUGCAGCGUGGAGCAAUUAGGCUCCACCCACUCAGCGCUCAAUAAAUAUCCCUUCCAACCUG